Messenger RNA from Mycena citricolor, 342 nucleotides. NCBI's taxonomy places the organism in Eukaryota, Fungi, Basidiomycota, Agaricomycetes, Agaricales, Mycenaceae. The record is from the annotation of a GenBank genome assembly.
AUAGAGACCUGCGAUGCGACUUCUGGUUCCUCCAGGAAGGUUGCGAUGCGGUUGAUGGCAAUCCGAGCCUGAAUGAUCUCUACGAAAUAGUAUGGUGCGGCUGAUCAAACGGUCACGUGUUUGUGCGUGUUCUCAAGAAUCCGCUCGCACCGUUCAAGGGUGAUCUGUGCGACAUAGCCUGAAGCAACGUGUUCAGAGAGAAGCCAGCAGUCGGAGAAAUUCCUCACGGUGAAGGCCUUGGCGAUGGUCAAUGUGUUACCCAGUGCGACGUAGGUCGUGAAAGAGAUGAUGGAGAUCAGUGCAGGGGGGAUGGACCAGACGCUAGUGCUCUUUGAGCCAGAC